Molecule: messenger RNA, 1782 nt
Organism: Marasmius oreades (fairy-ring Marasmius)
Lineage: Eukaryota; Fungi; Basidiomycota; Agaricomycetes; Agaricales; Marasmiaceae
Exons: 10
Coding region: 1-1782 (593 amino acids)
Source: RefSeq, a predicted model, not a curated record
AUGCAUUUUUUGAUUCUGACCUUAUCCUGCUCACCAGUUUCUAUUGCCCUGAAUGCAAGCAGGCUUUCUGAUCUCCUGAUUGGUGGAGGAGGAGGUGAACAUCAUUUUGAGACACACCAGCACUUCCGUGCGGAUCAUUACAACAUACAUGGUCGUCCUGUACCUGCAGAUAAGAGCCCCGAGUCCAUUCCUGAACCUCCUAUCCAUCUUCCACAAGCAUGGUACCCAUUCGACAAGCGAUCAACCUUUGAUUGGUCACACUUCUUUUACAUUGAACUCAAAGCAUCAAAUGGAAAAAUCAACAAAGCUUUAGAUAUCCUUCAGGCUCAACUUCUCGAAGUCGGAGGUGGUCAGACUCCGUUUAGGAAUACAAAGGAUCUUUAUGCAGCAAUUGACUCAAUCCGAGAAGAGAAUACCCCAUGGAUCACUUACAAUGUGAAGUACACUGGUGAGCUGCCAGACAACCCACCCCUUUGGAUGAUGGAAGUUUAUGAAUUCUGUGUCCAUGACACAUUGAAUGUUCUAAUUGAGCAACUCAAGACCGAAGCCUUUAGGGACCAGUUCAACUACACUCCUUAUCGGGAAUGGAAUACUCGAAAUGAGAGAAUUUAUUCCAAUCUGCUCUCUGGAGAUUGGAUAUGGGAUACAGCCGAUAAAAUUUCCAGAGAUCCAGAGCUCUCAAGAAUAACAAAUGGUGCAAUGUUGGUUCCCAUCAUCUUGGGGAGUGACAAAACAACAGUCUCUGUGGGUACUGGACAUCAAGAAUACCACCCUGCCUACAUUUCUCCCGGAAACCUAACAAACAUAGCACAGAGAGCACAUGGCAACAGUGUUCUUCCCUUCAUGUUUUUUGCUAUUCCUCGAACAAAUCAAAAUGAUAGAAAGUCGGAAAUUUUUCACACCUUUUGUCAUCGCCUCUACCAUUACAGUCUAUUCAUGGCCUUGAAACCAUUGUGGCUGCAUAUGACCACUCCGAUUCUUCUGAAAUGUCCUGAUGGCCACUACUGGCAAGUAGUAUUUCAACUUGGUCCUUACAUUGGUGACUAUCUGGAGCAAACAUACCUUGCAUGCAUUGUCCAGGGCUGGUGUCCAAAAUGCAUGGCUAGACCAGAGAAUUUAGAUGGAGUUGAUGAAAAUGGUGAUAGAGCCUUUGCAAGAACAUAUGGAUAUCGGCAGGCCUUUGUCCAGGGAGAUAAACGAAAGGUUUGGAGGGAAUUUGGGCAAAGAACUGAUGUCUCACCUUUUACUGAUCAAUUCCCCCGUGCCGACAUCCAUGUUCUUCUCACCCCAGAUCUCCUACACCAAAUCAUCAAGGGCACAUUCAAGGAUCAUAUUGUUACUUGGAUUUGCAGUUACAUUCUUGAGGCAUAUGGGAAAGAUGGUAAUCAAAUUUUGAAGGAUAUCAAUAGAAGAAUUUCUGCUGUUCCAGCCUUUCCAGGUGAUGACUCCAAGGCAUUGUUGAAGGUUUAUAUUGCUGCUGUUGCAGGGUAUAUUCCCCAUGAAAUGGUCAAAGCUCUCUCAUCCUUCAUGCACCUAUAUUAUAUUGCUCGCAAAAAUGAAAUUAACACCCAUGACCUUGACCAGUUCUACCAGUACCUCCAAGCCUACCAUAAAUAUAGGGCUGCUUUUAUCACCUAUGGAACCUGUGAAACCAUCUCCCUCUCUCGACAACAUUCUCUAGUUCAUUAUGAAGAAUCAAUUCAUCAAUUUGGUUCACCAAAUGGUCUCUGUUCCUCGAUUACAGAAUCAAAGCAUAUCAAGGCUGUCAAGGAGCCCUGGUGA